Molecule: messenger RNA, 2273 nt
Organism: Homalodisca vitripennis (glassy-winged sharpshooter)
Lineage: Eukaryota; Metazoa; Arthropoda; Insecta; Hemiptera; Cicadellidae
Product: probable cytochrome P450 6a14
Exons: 1
Coding region: 165-1751 (528 amino acids)
Molecular function (GO): oxidoreductase activity, acting on paired donors, with incorporation or reduction of molecular oxygen; heme binding; monooxygenase activity
Source: RefSeq, a predicted model, not a curated record
AUCCUUUACUUUUAUCUAUACACCACCACUUAUGAUAACAUAAUCACAUUAAGAAAUUAUCAAGACAGUGGUUAUCUUGACCUAGUAGAGCCAGCCACUUUAUAAGUUUGUGUGUUGUCAAAUGGUUGGAGGUAAUGUUUUAUUAACCUUUACAUAUUAGUAAAAUGUGUUUACUAGUGUCAGUUAUAGUUUUUAUUUUGAUUUCUUUUGCAUUAAUUUUGUACUGGUACCAGAUAAAGAACUUUAAAUACUGGCAGGACCGCAAGGUACCUUUCCUAGAGCCUCACUGGAUAUUUGGAAACAUAAAAGAUCCCUUUUUAAAGAAAAUUUCUUGGGCAGAAUUUGCAACAAGGUGCUAUACAGAGUUCAGAGAAAGAGGAUUUGGAGGGGUAUACUUGUUCAGAAAACCAGCAAUAAUAAUAUGUUCACCAGAUUUGAUAGAUAGAGUUCUAGUGCACGAUUUUUCCCACUUCCAAGAGAGAACAAGUUUGUGGAAUUCUCAUAAAAUGCUCUCUAAAUCACUUGUACAUGCUAAAGGAGAUGAAUGGCGAGUCAUGCGUUGUUAUUUGAGCUCUGCUUUUACACCAGAAAAGCUUAAGGUUAUGUGCCAACAAAUCUUUAGCUGUAGUGAUAAUUUCUUGAGACAGGUUAGAAGUAAAAAACUAUUUGAAGUGGAAUCGUUGGUGUUUGAUUUUACAACAGAGGUUAUUGCGAGUUGUACCCUAGGUGUUCAAGUGUUGUCAGGUUCUUCCGAAAGUGAUAAAUUCUGGAAUGCUAUAGAUCUCAUAUUUAACACGUCUCCAUUACAUAUGCCUAAGACCAUCUAUGCUGUUAUUCACCCUAAAGUAUUCAGUUGGAUUCAUAACCUCAUUAUGCCCAAUUCUUCUAUUCAGUUUUUUAUUAAUUUCACCAAAGCUCUGAUUAAAUGCCGUGAACAAAGCGGAAUUGAAAGAACAGAUUUGUUACAGUUGAUGUUGACAUUGAAGAACAAAGAGAAGAACAGAGCUUUAAUUACACAUAAUUCAGAGAGAACAGAGGAGAGUGUAAACCAAUUAAAAUAUAAUUCCUAUUCUGAGCUUAACUGUGGUGAAAAAGUUUUCACAGAUGAUUACAUCACUGCACAUAUAUUCAAUAUUUUGUAUGGAGGCACAAUCCCAACUGCGACUCCAUUGAGCUUUGCUCUCUUUGAAAUUGCCAGAAAUGAAUCAAUCCAGAAGUGUAUUCGUGAAGAAGUAGAAGCAAUUGUAAUCAAGUAUGGGGGCUGGAACUAUUCUGCCUUUCAAGAAAUGGUCUACCUUGACCAAGUAAUUCAAGAGACUAUGAGGAUUUACAACUACAGCACUUUUCUGCUGAGAUCAGUGACGAAACCGUACAAAUUACCUGGAACUGACAUUGUUUUAGAGAAGGGUGUAUUUGUUAAUAUCCCUGUUUCUGCUGUUCACAUGGAUCCCCAUUACUAUCCCUCACCAGAGAAGUUUGACCCAGACAGGUUUGCCGGAAAUAAGUACAAAACGAGUGCUACGUUUUUUCCAUUUGGAAAUGGUCCAAGAACUUGUAUUGCUAUGAGGUUCGCUGUGCUCGUUAUUAAAGUGUGUAUUGCAAGGACCUUGUUUAGGUACUCGUUGACGGUGAGUGAGAAAACACCAUUACCUCUUAGAUUUGAUAUAAAUGCAAUAUUUCCAAAAGUUAAAGAAGGGCUGUGGUUGAAUGCUGUUGAAAGAGAUACAAAUAUUUAUAGUACUUUAGUGUAGUGUAAAGACUUUUCAGUAUUUUAUUAUUGAUAUGCUCAGAAGAACUGUAAAACUGUAUUGAUAUGCUGUAAAGACUACAACGGUAAAAUAAUGUGUGUGUAAAUUUAUUGCAAAAUAAUUUUAUCUCAGAUAAAAAGAGUGUGGCAUUUACAUCCUGUAUAUAUCAAUUCUGUUCACCUCUAAAUUGGAAUGUUUUAUUAGAUAUUUUACAAGUGUUAUUGUUUUAUUGGGCAUUGCCCAAGAGCAGUUUGAUGAAUUGUAACAAAGUCAGAGAGAUUAGAGUACUGGUGCUUAUCAAUCAUAUACUGCAUUUAGUUAUCGUAUCACUUGGAGUUGCUGACAUAUUUUCAGCCUUGCUGAGUUUUUUAUGCAUUUAGCUCUUGUUUUAAAUAAUUGUAAGAAAAGAAAAUAAACAUAUUAGUUGUUAAUAUACGUACAGGUUACAGGUAUAUAGGUAAUUGUACAGGUUAAUACAAUUAUGGUAGAAAUCUACAAAUAAAAUUACUGCUUCUCUUAUUAUUA